AUGGCCGCCGCAUCAGAGUGGAAAGGAGCGGGCCAUGCGUCCAUCACGGAGCCCAUCAAGGACCCUAAUGCCACCCGAUUCUCCCCAUCCAGCCCCGGCCCGGAUGCCAACGUCCCGGAAAUAAGCCCGGGUGUCAAACGCAUCGAGCUAAUCAACACACAACUUGGUCUCUACGGGCGCAUUUGCAUGUUUGCAGGGAUAUGGCUCAUUGCCUACGUUUACGGUCUUGAUGGUGGAGUGAGGAAUACUUACCAGCCCCUCGCAACCGCAAGCUACGGAACGCACAGUCUUCUUUCAACGGUGCAGGUUCUUCGCAAUGUCAUUGCGGCCGCGGCGCAGCCCACGGCAGCAAAAAUCGCGGAUAUGUUUGGCCGGGUCGAAUUGAUUUUCUUCUCUGUGUUUUUCUAUACGCUUGGGACCGUAAUCGAGACGGCUGCGAAUAAUGUUCAGACUUUCUGCGCCGGCGCGGUGAUUUAUCAAGUCGGGUAUACUGGGAUUAUGUUCCUAGUCGAGGUGUUGAUUGGAGAUACGACUUCGACCCGAUCGCGUCUUCUGUUCUCUUAUAUCCCGGCUACGCCCUUUAUCAUCAACACCUGGAUCGGCGGGAACCUGACAGACGCCGUACUCAAGGUGACGAGCUGGCGAUGGGGGAUUGGAAUGUUCAGCAUCAUCUUCCCUGUCUGCUCAAUCCCCCUCUUCCUAACCCUCCUCUACGGCCACACCAAAGCCAAAAAGCUCACCGCAUACCCGAGCCUCAUCCAGAUCCAGGGGGCGAAGCGAUUCGCCCUCGACAUUUUCUGGCGCAUGGAUGUACUUGGUAUUAUCCUUCUCAUUGCCGUGUUCGCGCUGAUCCUCGUGCCCUUCACGCUGGCUGGCGGCAGCUCGGAACAGUGGAAGCAGGCUAAGAUCAUUGCGCCGCUUGUUAUUGGAGUCCUCUGUAUUCCAGUUUGGAUUACGUGGGAGAGCAGGUGUCGCUUCCCAAUGGUUCCAUUCCGAUUACUGAAAGACAGGGCCAUCUGGGGUGCGAUUGGCAUUGCAGUCAUGCUUAACACUGCAUGGUCCCUGCAAGGAAACUAUCUUUACACCGUGCUGGUUGUCUCAUUUGAUGAGAGUAUUCUCAGCGCAACGCGAAUCUCGUCUUUAUACAGUUUCGCCUCCGUGAUAACGGGAUGCAUACUCGGCGCAAUCGUCAUCAAGGUCCGGCGGCUGAAACCGUUCAUCGUGGCUGGGACGUGCCUGUUUACUGUAGCCUUUGGCAUAUUGUAUCGCUACCGCGGCGGGGCGAGUGGUGAUAGUUAUGCUGGGAUUGUUGCUGGAGAGGUUAUUCUGGGUAUUGCCGGUGGCAUGUUCCCCUACCCAGCACAAGCAAGUAUCCAAACUGCGACCAAGCACGAACACCUCGCAAUCAUAACCGCGCUCUUCCUCUCCUCAUACAACAUCGGUUCCGCGGUUGGUGGUUCCAUCUCCGGGGCUAUCUGGUCACAGACGCUCCCCUCCAAGCUCACCGACCGACUCAACGGGAACUCAACACUUGCAGCGGAAAUAUACGCGGAUCCGUUUACCUUCGCUCUCGGGAACCCCGUCGGAACACCAGAUCGAGACGCGGUUGUUGCCGCGUAUAUGGAUACGCAGCGUCUGCUAUGCAUUACGGGGUUGUGCUUGACGGUCCCGCUUAUUGUCUUUGCGCUGUGUAUUCGGAAUCCGAAGUUAAAUGGGAAGCAGAGUUUGGAGGAGGCGGAGAAGGUUUAG
Aspergillus mulundensis is the source of this 1749-nucleotide messenger RNA. RefSeq names its product putative siderochrome-iron transporter Sit1 (gene sit1). Gene Ontology annotation, molecular function: siderophore-iron transmembrane transporter activity. Gene Ontology annotation, biological process: intracellular iron ion homeostasis; transmembrane transport. The record is from RefSeq and is a predicted model, not a curated record. NCBI's taxonomy places the organism in Eukaryota, Fungi, Ascomycota, Eurotiomycetes, Eurotiales, Aspergillaceae. Bases 1 to 1749 code for a protein of 582 amino acids. Gene Ontology annotation, cellular component: endosome; vacuolar membrane. The transcript is spliced from 12 exons.